Molecule: messenger RNA, 846 nt
Organism: Kockovaella imperatae
Lineage: Eukaryota; Fungi; Basidiomycota; Tremellomycetes; Tremellales; Cuniculitremaceae
Product: Mob1/phocein
Exons: 11
Coding region: 128-787 (219 amino acids)
Biological process (GO): positive regulation of protein phosphorylation; signal transduction; cell division
Cellular component (GO): nucleus; cytoplasm
Molecular function (GO): protein kinase activator activity
Source: RefSeq, a predicted model, not a curated record
CGUGAUACCCAUUUGGGCUGCCGCGGACGCGCUACGCGACGUAGCCUUGGACUUGCAAUUGCAUCGUUUCAAGUUUGAAUCAUCAAACACUACACUAUCAUUCAUUGGUUUCGCUAGCCAAGUCAGCAUGUCCACCCUCUUUAGCCUAAAGAACAAUCAGUCUCGGACGUUCAAGCCUAAAAAGGUCCCCGAGGGGUCCAAGCAGUGGCAACUCAAACAGUAUGCUCAGCAAACACUGGGCUCAGGCAAUCUUCGGAAGGCUGUUCAGUUACCGGAAGGAGAGGACUCGCAGGAGUGGAUUGCAGUUCACGUGGUCGACUUUUUCAACCAUGUUAACAUGCUCUAUGGAACUAUCUCAGAGUUCUGUACCCCUUCAGAGUGCCCGAUCAUGAACGCUGGACCCAAAUACGAAUACUUUUGGGAAGACGGCGAGACUUACAAGAAGCCGACACACCUCUCCGCUCCAGCUUAUGUUGAGGCGCUCAUGUCUUGGACUCAAUCCAUCCUGGAUGACGAGAAGCAUUUCCCUCAGAAGAUUGGCGUCAAAUUCCCUUCCACUUUUAUGACAACAGCCAAGACGAUUCUCAGACGUCUCUUCCGAGUGUAUGCACACAUAUAUCACUCCCACUUCGACCAGAUCUGCGCGCUUGGCAUUGAGGCCCACCUGAACACGAACUACCGUCACUUUCUGCUCUUUGUCGAUGAGUUCUCCCUGCUGUCUGAGAAGGAUCUCGUACCACUGGAAGACUUCAACAAGACAAUCUUGGAGGAGACAUCCAGCAAAUAGACCCUUCACUGUAUCUCGAGUAUCAAUUCAUCCCUUGUACAAGUAAUGUAGAUAUGAUG